AUGUCUUUGCAACAGCUCAACGCAUCAGCAACAGCGCUGCUUGUUGCGCUCCUGAUUAUUGCCGCUGGCAGUGCGCUGGGCGCCACAGUCACCGUCACCCAAAGAGUUACUGUUAUCAAGGAGCCGUUGCCGUUGGCGGAACAAUUGCGCAUCUGGCAGUGCCGACAAAAGUGCUAUCACCAAGCGUUGCUGCAGCCAACAUUGCCAGGACUCUGCCACACACGGCCGGAUUGCUUUAUGUGCCAUGACUAUUGUCGCGUCCUUGUCGUUGCCGAGUGGAGCCUGGCCCGGUCAAUGUGUGCGGAUCGCAUCUUCUGCAGCCGGGGCUGUAGGACCGCCUGUGCCUUUCAUCAGCUGCACACGGCCCGAGCGGCGCCAUUUGCUAGUGCGCUCAACAAGCCGUGA
Molecule: messenger RNA, 405 nt
Organism: Drosophila grimshawi
Lineage: Eukaryota; Metazoa; Arthropoda; Insecta; Diptera; Drosophilidae
Exons: 1
Coding region: 1-405 (134 amino acids)
Source: RefSeq, a predicted model, not a curated record